Dermacentor albipictus is the source of this 3387-nucleotide messenger RNA. RefSeq names its product Serine_rich_CAS and FAT-like_CAS_C domain-containing protein p130CAS (gene p130CAS). Gene Ontology annotation, molecular function: protein binding. The record is from RefSeq and is a predicted model, not a curated record. Gene Ontology annotation, cellular component: cytoplasm; plasma membrane. Lineage: Eukaryota; Metazoa; Arthropoda; Arachnida; Ixodida; Ixodidae. Gene Ontology annotation, biological process: cell migration; cell surface receptor protein tyrosine kinase signaling pathway.
CGCUUACGGCGCUCAAUAAGAACACCAUGCGGCAGCCCUCUUGGACAUCUUGGUCGGUCGCCAGCGCGCCCGCGCGGAUUUUCCCGCCGGCUUUCCCUGCUCCGGAGUCGUCGAGCGGUCGGCGGGCGUUGAGCGCGGCAGGCCCCGGCAGCUGUGUGGGUUGUGUCGUGUGCGGUCGGUGCAGCCCCUUGCGAGCUCUGAGGCGUCACACACACCGGGCGAUUUCCCUUUCGGCCGAGGUCCCUUUUUCGACUUUGGUGUUUGUGUCGUCUCGAAGCUUGCCGUCUGCAUCCUCCUCAUGAGAACGCAUCCACCUGGGGCUCCGUCCGUCGUUCUCCGCUCGGACUGCUUGGGUACGGGCCGCCACGGAUGCAAACAUGGAGCCGUCUGACCGUCUGUUGCUCGAGCUUGGAGCUAUUUCCACCGCAGUCCGCUUCUCUGCCUGACACGCGUACAUUGGACCACGAGAUUCUAAACUAACCACAAACCCUGUCGGAACUCGCUGGCGUGGAGUUACUUUUCCGGGAAAAUCAGCAGUAGCUAACGAUGCGCGAGGACGUCGUCAGACCUUCCGUCGCCCCUCAGUGACUAUCGUGGACUUCAACGCGUUUCAUCGUAUACGUGGUGGCUCGAGGCUGGAAAAAUGCGCAAGAACUGCCUGGCGCGGGCGCUGUACGACAACAUCGCCGAGUCUCCGGAGGAGUUGGCCUUCCGCAAGAAUGACGUGCUCACGGUGCUGGAGCAGAACCCGGGUGACCUGGAGGGCUGGUGGCUCUGCGCGCUCCGGGGCCGCCAGGGCUUGGCCCCGGGCAACCGGCUGCGCCUCAUGCCGGGCAUGUACGACCCGACCGGCUUGGGUUACGCGGCGGGGCCCCCCGACCUCGCGGCCGCCGUGCCCCCAGCGCCGCCCGCGGGCACCUACCCGGGGCCCGGUCAGCGCCACGCACGGCGCCGCUCGUGGAGGGUGGACCCCAACAAGGUUGUUACACCAAGUAAAGUUGGAGAUGUGUAUCUGUAUGAUGUCCCAGUAGGUGCCAAAGUUACUGAAGAGUAUGAUACUCCUGCUCAUUCCACGCUUCCGAGGCCCUCAGGCCAUGUUCACAUAGACACCAUAGUUCCAGCAGCUCAAGAGGGAAGGAAGCCAGUGCGCAUGUUACCAAACAUGGCUUAUGACGAACCACGUCCUUCCAGCUUAUCAUAUGAUUUGCCUCGGCCAUCUGUUAAUACUCGCUUAGAGUUUCCUUCAUCUACUACAGCUGGCACUGAAUCUUAUGAUGUGCCCCGCCCCAAGACUGACUACGAUGUGCCAAACUCUGAGCUUGUGGGGACCUAUGACACACCACCACCUGCCCGAGGAGUUACCAAGGGAGCACCCUGCUCUGUCUACGAUGUUCCACUUGACAGUGGCACUCCCCGUUGUGUGCUGGCGGCCAAUUAUGAUGUCCCCACCUCUGGCCGGUCAAGUGGCGUGUCUCUGCUCUCGACAAGCUCUUCUUCUGCAGGAGUCUCCCCAGCAAGCAGUCAGUCCAGUUUGAACACAUCGCUGUCCUUGUCCAGUCUGUGUGGAUCCAACAGAUCCAGCUUGGAGCAGGGCCAUGAAAUGUAUGACAUCCCAACUAGCAGUUCUCGACGUGUUAUUGAUGCACCUCCCAGCAGAACUCAAAGUCCCCGUGGAAACCUUGGUGCUGUGCCUCCACCUCCCGGCCAUGGCAUGACCCUUCUACAGUUUUAUGAUGUGCCAACCAACAAUGCACCUGCACCAUUCUAUGACACGCCUCCCAAAAGGGCCCCUACAACACAGACAGUCUGCAUGGAAGGCGUGUACGAUGUUCCUCCCCAGGUAACACGUGAUGCCCCGCUUCCACCGCCGAUGAUGGAUGAAACUGAUGCUUCCAGGCGACAUUCCUCAUCUAGUAGUGACUCACAUGGUUCACGUGAUUAUGAGACUGUUGGAGACCUCAAGGAGCUCCACCUAGAGCGUGAUGCAGCUCUCGAGGUUCUGGUUAAAGUCCAGCAAGAGUUGACAAGUGCAAUUGGGAAGCUGUUCUCACUCACUCAUUCCACGCUAAAGCGACAGGAAAGUGUCACUGCAGAGAGUCGACUCUAUGACAUCAAGACAAGCUGCCACAAGCUAAGAACUUCUUUGAAAGAGUUUCUCAACUUUGCGCAAGGUGCCCUUGCUAAUGCUUCCCAUGUAGAGGACCGAAAGCUGUAUCAAAAGUUGGGCCGAUUGACGAAGCCAUUACUCGACUCGUAUCAAGUGGUGGUGGCAACUACCCAGGCCUUGGAUGACAAAGGUUGGCAGCUGUGUAUGUCGCGAGAAGCUGGCCCUGAUGAGCUGGACCAGCUGAUUGCAUGUGCCCGGGGGCUGACAGAGGAUAUCCAGCAAGUGGCAUCCACAAUACAGGGGAACUCGACGCUUAUCUUCAAGAAGUCUCCCCUCAUCAGUGAGUCUGGGAGGACUUCGCAGGAGAGGCCUCUACCAGUGCCCCCUAGGAAAGAGGAUGACCAGUGGGCCAGCGAUUAUGACUAUGUGAACCUUGAAUCCAAGGCAUCAGUGGAGCGUGAGAAUGAGGAGAUCAAGGCUGCAUUGCCGGCUGAGCUGAGCCAGUCUUUUGACAAAUUGUUGCAGCAGUCGCAGCUCAUUGUUGAAGGCAUAGUGCAAGAACCACAACCUCUCUCUGGCAUGCCUGGCUUGGACCAAAAUGACCUUCAGAUCCUCAACUUUUACGGUGCCCAGAUUGACACCCACAUUCUAUUUCUGACUAAUGCCAUUGAUGCCUUCUUGGCUACUAUUGAGAACAACCAGCCUCCAAAGGUGUUCAUUGGACACAGUAAAUUUGUCGUGAUCAGUGCUCAUAAGCUUGUGUACAUGGGGGACACAGUGUAUCGGAAUAUUGUGAAUGUGGACAUUAAGAACAAAGUUUUGCAGUGCUCAAGUAACCUGUGUGAAGCUUUGAAGGUGCUCAUCAAUAGCACUAAGAAAGCAGCCUUGCAGUUUCCAUCUGUGGCAGCUGUGCAGGAAAUGGUGGACAGUAUUGUUGAUGUGUCGCACUUAGCCAAUGACCUGAAGGUGGUUGUUAUGCAGGCUAAGAGGUAACCUGGGUGGCCCUGUCUGGACGUGCUCAAGUUGCAUCUCAGAAGCCCACCAUUUAGUGGCAGACACAUUGCGCUUGCACUUGCAAAAGCGUAGCAUACUGAUGUUGCAGCACUUUUUAAAAUAUAGUAGUAUGCAUUUAAAAUCAAAUUUAUUGAAAUUCGCGUAAUGCUAAGGUUUGUUGCAGUAAGCUGAGUGUGCUACAUUGAAUUUAUAUCUUAGUAGUAGAAUUCUUACUAUUGUUAGUUUCAUGUUUACCUUUUUACACACACACAGAAACACAAUAUAUA